This is a messenger RNA of Alnus glutinosa, 2748 nucleotides long. Its product is annotated as pentatricopeptide repeat-containing protein At4g01570. Gene Ontology annotation, molecular function: protein binding. The record is from RefSeq and is a predicted model, not a curated record. The transcript has a single exon. NCBI's taxonomy places the organism in Eukaryota, Viridiplantae, Streptophyta, Magnoliopsida, Fagales, Betulaceae. The coding region runs from base 122 to 2530 and encodes 802 amino acids.
UACAACGUCAAGAAUGGCUCUACUAUGUCCUCGGCCUCAGCCUGGUUUUUCUUUUGCGUGAAUUUUUUUUUUUUUUGUUAGAACUCACUGGUCGCAAUGCGAAGCGCAGCGCAAGCUAGAAAUGCGCCAUGGAAGAACUCUCGUCGCCAAAACCCAAACAGCAAGAGCAAGAAGCAGCCUAUCCAAAGUGGGAGACCUACUCCUGGUGGCCUCCCUCACCAAAACCCUCUCCGACUCCGGCACUCGAAACCUCGACCCUUCUUCCAUCCCCCUCUCAGAGCCCCUCCUCCUCGACAUCCUCCGCUCCUACUCCCUCCACCCCUCCAAGAAAAUCGACUUCUUCGACUGGUGCAGGUCGUCUCUGGGACCAAACUACAAGCACUCCGCCUGCGCCUACGCCCACAUCCUCCGCAUCGCUUGCCGCGCCGACCACCUCCACGAGAUUCCUCGCCUCUUGCUUUCCAUGAAGGAAGACGGCGUCGCCGCCGAUUCCGGGACUUUCAAGCUCGUACUCGAUGCGUUGAUUCGGUCCGGUAAGAUCGACUUGGCGCUCGAGAUUUUGGAUCACAUGGAGGAGCUGGAGCUGGGGGCCACCGCGAGCAUGGAUCCCAACAUGUAUAACUCGGUUCUUGUGGCUCUGAUUCGGAAAAACCAGGUGGGUUUGGCCUUAUCUAUCUUCUUUAAGCUUCUGGAUGGUUCAUCUUCAGUCCCCAGCUCCAUUGCCUGUAACCAAGUGUUAGUUGCUCUUAGGAAAGCAAACAUGAGGAUGGAAUUCAAACAAGUCUUUGAUAAGCUUAGGGAGAAGAAAAGGUUUCAGUUUGAUACUUGGGGUUACAAUGUAUGCAUUCAUGCAUUUGGCUGUUGGGGUGACUUGGCUACCUCUUUAGGCCUGUUCAAAGAAAUGAAGGAGAAGAGUUUUGGGGCUUCUGGGGCAUUGGAUCCAGACAUGUGCACCUAUAAUAGCUUAAUUCAUGUCCUAUGCUUGGUUGGGAAGGUGAAAGAUGCACUAAAUGUGUGGGAGGAAUUGAAAGGAUCCGGUCAUGAGCCUGAUGAGUUUACGUAUCGAAUACUUAUUCAAGGGUGCUGUAAAUCCUAUCGAUUGGAGGACGCAAGCAAGAUUUUUAGUGAGAUGCAGUACCAUGGGUUUAGCCCGGAUACUAAUGUGUAUAAUUCACUCCUAGAUGGGAUGUUCAAGGCGAGGAAGGUCAUGGAGGCCUGCCAACUGUUUGAGAAAAUGGUUCAAGAUGGGGUGCGAGCCUCAUGUUGGACGCAUAAUAUUGUGAUUGAUGGGUUGUUUAGGAAUGGGAGGGCUGAGGCUGGUUACACGCUGUUUUGUGACUUGAAGAAGAAGGGUCGGUUUGUGGAUGGUGUUACUUACAGCAUUGUUGUGUUGCAACUUUGUAGGGAGGGUCUGCUUGAGGAAGCACUAAGAUUGGUGGAAGAAAUGGAAGGCAGAGGCUUUGUUGUUGAUUUAGUCACUGUAACAUCGCUCUUGAUUGGGCUUCAUAAGCAUGGGCGGUGGGAUUGGACAGAGAGGCUUAUGAAGCAUGUUAGGGAUGGUAAUCUGGUUGCUGAUGUUCUGAAAUGGCAGGCUGAUAUGGAGGCUUCACUGAAAAAUCCACAGAGCAAGAGGAAGGAUUAUACACCAAUGUUCCCAUCAAAAGGCGACCUUGGUGAGAUUAUGAGUUUAAUAAGUUCUGCAGACAGGGCGAUGGACACGAACUUUGUUUCAAAUGACCCUGGAAUUGGAGAUGAAGAGACUUCAUCCACUGAUAUUGAUCAGUGGUCAUCAUCCCCGUAUAUGGAUAAAUUGGCUAGUCAAAUGAAGUCCACCGAGGAUUCUUCUCAGCCAUUUUCACUAUCUAGAGGGCGAAGGGUUCAAACAAAAGGGUCAGGCUCUUUCGACAUUGAUAUGGUUAAUACUUUCUUGUCUAUAUUUUUGGCAAAGGGAAAGCUGAGCUUAGCGUGCAAGUUGUUUGAGAUUUUCAGUGAUAUGGGUGUUGACCCUGUGAGCUACACUUAUAAUUCAAUGAUGAGUACAUUUGUCAAGAAGGGCUAUUUCAAUCAGGCAUGGGGUGUCCUAAAUGAAAUGGGUGAGAAGGUUUGCCCUGCAGAUGUAGCGACAUACAAUGUGAUAAUCCAAGGCUUGGGGAAGAUGGGAAGAGCAGAUCUAGCCAGUUCUGUUCUGGAUAAAUUAAUUAAGGAUGGUGGUUAUCUUGACAUAGUUAUGUACAACACCCUGAUUAAUGCGCUUGGGAAGGCUGGCCGGAUUGAGGAAGUAAACAAGCUUUUUGAGCAGAUGAAAACUAGUGGGAUCAAUCCGGACGUUGUCACUUUUAACACUCUCAUUGAAGUUCAUAGCAAGGCAGGUCGAUUAAAGGAUGCAUAUAAAUUCUUAAAAAUGAUGCUGGAUGCAGGCUGCUUGCCAAACCAUGUUACAGACACGACUUUGGAUUUUCUGGGAAAGGAGAUUGAGAAAUUGAGGUACCAAAAGGCAUCAAUCAUGGGCAACAAGGAUGAUCCGUCCUGACGAAAAUUUUGCUACCAAGGUUGGUUCAAGCAUAAUCAGAAUUCUUGCACCUUGCGACCAAAUAAUUCUCUGUUGACUAGAAAAACACAGAAUGGAAGAGGUAGAACCCUGGAUCAUUGAUUCAUAAUGAAAGAGCUGUAGUCAAAUUUCUCGUUCCUUGAGUGUAUUGUAAUCUUUAACCAAGUUGCUUUAUGUCUGGCAAUUCGAGUUAAAGCCUA